Trachemys scripta elegans is the source of this 4017-nucleotide messenger RNA. RefSeq names its product mitogen-activated protein kinase kinase 5 (gene MAP2K5). Gene Ontology annotation, biological process: MAPK cascade; protein phosphorylation. The record is from RefSeq and is a predicted model, not a curated record. NCBI's taxonomy places the organism in Eukaryota, Metazoa, Chordata, Testudines, Emydidae. Gene Ontology annotation, molecular function: protein binding; ATP binding; MAP kinase kinase activity.
GAUGUCAUUGGACAGGUUUUGCCUGAUGCAACGACGACAGCAUUUGAAUAUGAAGAUGAGGACGGUGAUCGGAUUACUGUUAGAAGUGAUGAAGAAAUGAAAGCCAUGCUAUCCUAUUAUUAUACCACUGUAAUGGAACAGCAAGUAAAUGGACAAUUAAUAGAACCUUUGCAGAUAUAUCCAAGAGCCUGCAAGCCUCCUGGGAAACGCAACAUACAUGGCCUGAAGGUAAAUACACGAGCAGGGUCUGCUAAUAAUAGCAGCUCAGCAGUCUCGGAUUCCCUUCCAAGCAAUAGCUUAAAGAAAUCUUCUGCAGAACUGAAGAAAAUAUUAGCUAAUGGCCAGAUGAAUGAACAAGACAUACAGUAUCGAGACGUCCUCGGUCAUGGCAAUGGAGGCACGGUCUACAAAGCAUAUCAUGUCCCUAGUGGAAAAAUACUGGCAGUAAAGCUCAUACCUUUAGAUAUUACACUGGAACUCCAAAAGCAGAUUAUGUCGGAAUUAGAAAUCCUUUAUAAGUGUGACUCAUCUUAUAUCAUAGGAUUUUAUGGCGCUUUUUUUGUAGAAAACAGAAUUUCACUAUGUACAGAAUUCAUGGAUGGCGGUUCUUUGGAUGUUUAUAGAAAAAUUCCAGAGCACGUACUAGGAAGAAUAGCCGUAGCUGUUGUUAAAGGCCUUACCUAUUUAUGGAGUUUAAAGAUUUUACACAGAGAUGUGAAACCCUCUAAUAUGUUGGUGAACACACGAGGACAGGUGAAGCUGUGCGACUUUGGGGUUAGCACACAGCUGGUGAAUUCUAUAGCCAAGACGUAUGUUGGAACAAAUGCUUAUAUGGCGCCUGAACGAAUUUCAGGGGAACAAUACGGGAUUCAUUCCGAUGUAUGGAGUUUAGGGAUUUCCUUCAUGGAGCUUGCUCUUGGGAGGUUUCCAUAUCCUCAGCCUUUUCCACCUUGAUUUUCCCAACAAUAUGAGAAACGGAGCGGUAGUGUCCUUAACUCAAAGAGACAAGACUGUCAGGCCUGUUAGCUCAACAAAAUGAUGACAUAUUACUUGUCUCAAUGAAGAGGCAUUCUUAAAUCCCACUGCAAGGAAAACAUAAGUGGAUAAUAGAAAAUUUUAGAGCCAGAGUAUCCAUUCACUGUAAUCUUGCCAUUGGUUCCUUUUCUAAGAAAGUACAGAAGGCAAAAACACUGUUCGUGAAAGAGAUCCUCUUUUUUUUUUUUACUUGCUUUUAAUGAAAGAUUUGUGCUCUUACCAUACUUCUGUGCAUAAAAGUAUCAGAGAGAUGCUGUCAUGUAUGCUACACAUUUUAGGACAGACCCUCAGCUGGAAUAAAUCAGUGUGGCUCCACUGAGGUCAGUGCAGUUAUGCUGAUUUACAGCAGCUAAGGAUCUGGCCCCAUGUCAAUAGGACUAGAUUUUACAAAUGCUUUUGGAUUACUUAUACCAAAGCCAUUUUUAAAUAAGAUUUGGGUUUUGGCCUUGCUUGAGCAAAUUCUUCCCUCACUGUGUUUUCAGCUAGUGAGGUUUAAUUGUAGGUCAAAAAGCUACUUAUCUAACCACUUUGCAUUUAAAACACAUUAAUUUCUUUGCUGUAUCUUAAAGUUUGCCUAAUAAUUUUGUGGUUUUAAUUGAAGUUACUGCUUUUCAUCCCUAUAUUAGCAUGGUCUAAGGUUAUUUUUUUUUAUAUGUAAUUCAUACUAUAGGCCAAAUUUGGUCUAGUUUCAUUUAAAUGUGAGCAGGUUGUCAAGGAAAAAAAAAUUAGUUUAGCUUGGCACAUAAAGUAGCUAUUUUACUGUUGGUUUUUUUCAGUUGACAGAAACAUCAUUUAAGCAUUCAUUUAUUUUGUAAGAAUAAACUGAAGGUUGGUUAAAGCAUGUUUCCCGGUAAGAAUGAAAUCUGUUAUCUUCCACUUGCAUCAUAAUAUUGAACCAUUUAAAAGACAUUAAACACUGUUUAAAUGCUAAUGACAAACUAGUGAUGUUUUCCAUAUUAACUUUAUAGAAAAUGUUAGAUGUAAUCUUCUAUUUUAAGAUCUAGACUGAUUUCUUAAUAUAGGUUUCACUACAUGUAUCAUUACCUAAUCUACCUAGAUUUUUUUUUACAUCAACCAGAAAUCAUAAAUUCAUAGCUAAAAUAGAUUUAGCUUUUGGGAAUACAUUGUAAAGUUAGGAUAGAGUGAUAAUUACACUACAGAUUUUUUUCUCAUGUGAAAAUAUAGAAAAUAUAGCAUGCCCUUUCCAUGAAUUAAUAGGAAACUGCUGAAAGUAUCUAAUAUGUUGCAUAUCUUGUUUAUCGAUAUGGGGAAAAAGGUUAGACCCUAAUCUACAACACAUUUAUCUGGAUGGAUUGUUAAUUUGUGAUAUUUAAUUAUUAUUCCUUUUUAACUAUAAUAAUUACAAGCAACCAUUUAAACCAUGAAUUCUGCUACAUUUCUCAUUUUACCAGCUUUGGGAAUGGGAUUCCAGUGUUGCAUUCUAUACCUAUUACAGAUCACUUUUACUGCACAAAGUUAUUCCCCAGCUUUUCCAGAAGUAUUGAAAGCCCUGAUCCUGUAAACACCUAUGCGUGUGCUUACCUUAAAGUACAUAUGUAAUCUCAUUGACGUCAACUUUACAUAAAUGACUAGUCACGUUGACUUUAGUGGAACUAUUUCAAAGCAUAAAGAUAAGCACCUUCAUAGUGUUUGCAGGGUCAGGACCUGAGCUGUUAUGUGGUUAGGAGCUUUGACACUGGAACUUAACCUCUCUGAGUUUUUUGUCAUUUGAAUGAGAAAGUUGCCUUUAAGUAACAUGACUUUUGUUAUUACAUGAGGUCAGUAUCCUGACCUCUGAAUGCAGGGUUAACCCUUUUGGAACCUUUGUGAUUACAUAAAUCAAGCAAGAGCCUCAAAUGAGGCGGCAUUUGCCAUAAAGAAUAAGUUCCUUAUCAGGGGAAAACAUGAAAAAGAAAGGAGAUAUUUAAAUUUAUUUCAGGGCAUCUUUAGAAAUGUGUGAGCAUCCUUUGCAUGGGCUGGUACUACAGGAAAUGAUCCUUCCUUCACUGUUACCAGUGAGUGUAAGUGCAUCACCAUGAAUAAAGCCUGUUAUGUAAAUAACUAAGUUUUGAAUUAGAACUCACAAAAUUGCAGGUCAGACUCUCACUGGCAUAAAGGCAAGUAAGCAACUGCCUAUAGUCUACUGAGGAUCGCUGCGUCAGCCAGAGCAACCACAGUUAAUAGCAUUGUACCAGGCAUUGUACGUGAAGUUCCCAGAUUCUCUGCGGCCCCAAGAGCAGCGCUGGGUGAGGUCAAGGCAUGCAUUCCUAUUCCCACAAGCUUAAGAGCACAAUGUGCUGGAGUAUUUUUGUUCAUCCUGGCAACAUAGUCAAAGAGCAUGCAACGCCACUUUUGAAUGUGUAACAAACGAUUGGAGGAAGACCAGAUAUCUGUGAGAUUAUGGGAUUUCGCACAAAAACAAACCACAUUAUGCUCAGGUUUUGGUGCACAUCUGCAGUGCCUCUAGCUACACCUAGCCUGACUGUAAGACAGUCUGGGUUUCUGACCUGUACAGCAGAACAGGCAAUACGCAAGUUUGAUAGAUCCUGAACUUGGUCUCAGCACACAGACUUUUUGGGUCCAUAAGUGAGACAUGGACUUCAUGCAGGAGAUGCGGAGGCCUAGUCGUAGAUAACAUCUGAUUUGCUGUGAUUGUUUGAACUCUGCUUGCAGGCUUGGUGGAUGAACUGGCAUAAACAGUAACCGAUAAAUAGGAAAUGAGUUGGAUUUUUUCCAUAUAGCCAUUUACAAAGCAUCAAAAUUUAUUGGGUUUAUUGAAACUAAUGUCUUUUUCCAGUCUUCUGUGUGAUCUGUGUUAUUUGGGACUAGAGUGAGGCAUUGAUUCUAGCCCAUUCAUUUAAAUCUGGGUACAACGUUACAGGCUUUGAAAUGUACAGAAGCAAGUUGUCUGCAUAUGGAGCACCUCUUUGCUCUAUAUCACCUGUUUGUCUACUAUAGACAUAAGAACAUAAGAACGGCCGU